ACCUAGCCUGCACAUCUUUGGACUGUGGGAGGAAACCCACGCAGAUACGGGGAGAAUGUGCAAGUGAACGAUGUCAGACCCAGCUGGCAGAUACCGAGACUGCGCAGUUCUUUCCAAAAGUGUAACCCUGAGUUUAAAGUGUGUGAGGGCAGUCCCUCAGGUGGCCGAUUGAUGGGGGUGUGGGGUGUGGAAUCAGGGUGGAAGACGGUAGACCUCGCGCUUGGCCCAUCGGGAGUCGGUGCGCGCGAAGCUAAGAGACCGUUGGCGGUUGCAGUUCAAACGGGUAGAAGGUGAAGGCUUCGAACACGUUAGUGCCAGCAACCGUCUGACCCGACGACUUGGACCGGUCUGGCUUCGAUUCGAUCCGGGGUCGCUUGCCGUUCUGGCCACGUUGAUAUCAUGGCUUCAGAGCGCGACAGUGAUGACGGAUUUGUUCAGGUCUCAGCUUCUCAGGAAUCAAGCGAAUUUAUCAGUCAAGUGAAACGUAGUGACCUCUUAUCAACUCUGGCUUUCAGUUCACCAUUUGGAGGGGUCAGUCUCUUCUUGGGAAACACUCGACCGUUUGUGGGUCGUUGCUGCUACAUCUGUGCACCCCAAAGCUGGGCUUUGCUUUUCCACAAUCACUUAGCCUUGCUGGGAUUUCGAAAUGCCAUCCUUGUUACAGAGACACAGACACGAUAUCGAGGAUGGCUGGCUCGACGCCUCUGCUAUUUCCUGUUUGUUGUUGGACGCACAGUUUACCCAGAUGUCCCCUUUCUGGAACACAGAGUAAUCAACAAUGCUAGAGUUCAGGAAGUCAUUAUGGAGAACUUAUGUAACAUAUCUGACCAGAAGUCACAUCAUAACAUGAGGAACGUACUGGGCAUCUUCCACCAGAUCCAAGCUAUAAUCUCACCCCUCUUGCUCAGGUUGACUAGUUGGGUGCUGCUGAAAAUAUUUAACUGGGUUUUCGUGAAUCUACAAGUGCAUCGAGGGCAAAUUGAGAUGCUGCGAAAAGCAAGAGAGAAGUAUGAUGGCCCAUUUGUCUUUCUGCCUCUUCAUAAGUCUCGCCUGGACUACCUACUGGUUACCUUUGUCCUUUUUUGCCACAGUAUCAGAGUCCCAUACUUUACUUGUGGGGAAGAUGUCCAACUCCCAUUUCUCAGGCCUCUGCUUCGGAAAUUGGGAGGAAUCUUCACUCCACGUGAUAGUGGAGACCACUUGUUCCAGGUUGUUUUAAAUUCGUACAUCGAGGAACUCUUGAAUGAACAGCAGAGUCUGACGGUUUACCUGAAAGAUCCUGUUUCAUGUUCUGUGCGUUCAAGUCUCACAGGAUUAGUGUGGCUGGCUUGGGUGUUUGAUGCUUUUCAGAACCGUUUAAUACCAGAUGCAGUUCUGAUUCCUGUGGGUGUGUCUUAUGAUCGCAUCGUAGAGGAACACUACUUGGAGCAAAUGGGAACUGGAAAGACUAGUGUUUUUGGAGCAAUUCGUUGGGUGCUCAGAUUCCUACAGAAGAGGUACGGCUGCAUCCGGGUGGAUUUUGGACAACCAGUUUCUCUGAAGGAUUACGUAGAGAAUGAAGGAAUUCAUUUGUGUACCUCUGCAAUUCCGCUUCAGAAGAUCUUACUGCCGUAUGUGCUCGGAUACAGCACCGAUUCUGUGUACUAUGAGAAGUCUCAGGACUGGCUUCUGAACAAUGAUGAAUUGACACAACUCAGCAAACAUCAUCGAGCACUGGUAGCUGAUCUGGGAAGACACAUGCUUUACACUGCUUCUUGCUGCUCGGCAGUUAUGUCGACCACCAUCAUGGCCUGCCUUCUGUUUCACAAGCAUCGACAGGGCAUACUGCUUAGCACAUUAGCAAAGGAUUUCUGCUGGUUAAUGAAUGAGGUUCUCGCACGGCAUUUUGAUGUGGGAUUUUCAGGGAAGCUGCUGGAUAUUGUGCUGCAUGCCCUUUUCUUGCUGGGAGAAUGUGUAAUACUGAGGAGCUGUCCGCUGAAUAAUCUAAUUGUGAUACCAAAGACAACCAGGAAAGCUGUGGAGAAGCUUAGUUUUUACAGUAAUUCUAUUCUACCUGUCUUUAUCGGUGAGGCAGUAGCUGCCUGCGCUUUAAAUUCAAUUUUAAGGGAAGUGGCUAAAAACAUGGUGGACUUUGACUCCAAUGCAGAAGUUGCAAUCAGCCAAGAAGAACUUAUCUGUAAAACUGUUCAGCUGUGUCAGUUACUGUCCACUGAGACACUGCUUCUACCAUUGUUUCCUCGUUUUCCACCACAACAAUCUGUACUUUACUUGAAUCUCCUGCAGCCCUGCCGAUCAGUGUACCAGUUUUCACAGGAAGCAGUGGACAAGCUGAUGUAUUGUGAGAUUCUUAUCAUGGAGGAGAAUGAGAACAAACAGCCAGCAUGUGACACGUGGCAGAAACAGUUUGGCAAGGAGCUAACAUGGAAGGUGAUGGAUGAUUUUGAUGACUCUGAGAGUGACGCUGAUGAAACAGUCUGGAAGUGCUAUUUUAAGCUUGGCCAAACCCAGGAAAGCCACACAUUUUACCUUUUUCUCUGUAGUUUGUUGCAGCCUGUAUUGAAAGCAUAUGAGACAGCAGCAGGUUUGCUCCACAAAUUGGACUUUCCAAUUGAAGAGUCACAGUGUGUGCUGAAGAUGUUACAGCUUUUGCAUGCACAGGGAGAAGAACAGCAUGAAAGUGCAACAUUCAGCAUUGCAAACAGCGCUAUUAAGACCUUCAGGGAAUUGGGGGUUUUCAAAGAGGAGCCAGGAACAAAGGGACCCUUAUUGAAACUCGGUGAAACUUUUCAGGAACCUGAUAAUUUACUGAAGCUCCAGUGGUACAUUCAACAAUUCUGCGAUUAAAGCUAAAAGAAAAAUAACUGGUAAACAGUUCUUCUUUACGUUUGACUGAACCAGAUGAGAGAUUGUCGGGAUUUUUUUGCAGUGGUCACUACUUUGGUCAUCCCUCGGAGAAAAGGACCCCCAGCUUCUGUAAGAUUAAACAUUUCCAUGCAUUCUGCUCUGGGCUGCUGUUGCCUCCCUGAUAGGUGGAAAGCCGAGUUUAAAACCAUGUUGCUUUUCACCCCACAUCAUGAAAGGCUGAAAAUCAAAACCAUUUUUCAAAAAAAAAAAUUCAUGGGAUAUGGCAUCGCUGGCUUGGCCACCGUUUAUUACCCAUCCCUAAUGGGUCGUGAGAAGGUGGUUUUCAGCUGUCUUGAGUUGCUGCAGUGCUUGUGGUCAAGGCACACCCACAGAAGAAACUGGAAUCAUGAUUGUGCGUAAAGCCCUUGAAUUAUCUUGUCAUGAGAAAAUUCUUGAAAGUUGUGUGUAAAAAGGGCAGAAUUGUAUUUCAACUUAAAUGGAAAAAAAUACAACUCAUGGUAAUUUCACUGGUUAUUUUUGACUUUGUUGCCUUGUGUUACUUCAGUGCUUAAAUAAAAUGAGGUGAU
Molecule: messenger RNA, 3431 nt
Organism: Rhincodon typus (whale shark)
Lineage: Eukaryota; Metazoa; Chordata; Chondrichthyes; Orectolobiformes; Rhincodontidae
Gene: gpat2
Product: glycerol-3-phosphate acyltransferase 2, mitochondrial
Exons: 22
Coding region: 400-2844 (814 amino acids)
Cellular component (GO): mitochondrial membrane
Source: RefSeq, a predicted model, not a curated record